AUGAAGCUAGAUGAGUUGAGAAAUAAUGGUUGGGAUGAUUUUAUCAAGAGUGUGCUAUCAUUUUGUGAACAACAUGACAUUUGUGUACCUGAUAUGAGUGCCCGUCAUAAAAUGGGUAGAGGUCGUUCUUGUCAACAAAAGGAUUCUAUUACAUUUGAGCAUUAUUAUCGCAUUGAUGUAUUUAAUGAUGUAAUAGAUUUUCAGUUGGUGGAGUUAAAUACUAGAUUUCCAGAGCAAACAAUGGAACUUCUUUAUCUGACCUCAACAUUGGAUCCUCGUAAUUAUUUCAAGCGAUUUAGCAUUGAUGAUAUAUGUAAUCUUGCUGAGAAGGUUUAUCCUGAAGAUUUUACUACAACUGAGUUGCAGGCUUUAAAUCAACAAUUGGGAUUUUAUAAGAUUGAUAUGGACCGUCUUCCAGCCUUCAAGAAUCUCGAUUCUAUUCAUGAAUUGCUGAAGUGGUUACUUGACACAGGGUUAGCACACACCUACCAUUUGGUUGAUAGAUUGAUUCGUUUGGUGUUAACUCUUCCUAUUUCUACAUCAACAACAUAA
This is a messenger RNA of Prunus armeniaca (apricot), 552 nucleotides long. NCBI's taxonomy places the organism in Eukaryota, Viridiplantae, Streptophyta, Magnoliopsida, Rosales, Rosaceae. The record is from the annotation of a GenBank genome assembly.